Molecule: messenger RNA, 4591 nt
Organism: Physcomitrium patens
Lineage: Eukaryota; Viridiplantae; Streptophyta; Bryopsida; Funariales; Funariaceae
Source: RefSeq, a predicted model, not a curated record
GCUCAUAUGGACAGGACUACUCUCCUUGCUUUUAUCCACGUAUUAUCUAUGAGAACUGUUAUCUUUCCAUGUCCUGAGCGUCAAUUCCUCUCAUUUACACUGGCGUUUCGCUGCGAAGGGAAGAAUUGGAUGCUCUCUUGCAAUCUCACCUUUCGUUGAGUCUUUCACCUCAAUGUCUUCACCGCUACCUUCCGGCUGGCAAUUGAAUGGCAAACUUGCUCAGCAAUGUCGUCUUGAAUUUUCCUUUCACGAGGGCAAACCUCAAGCGGCUGUGUAAGACGAGAUGGACAACUAUCUGUUUGGUCAUCCUAACCAACAGGUUCCUACCUCACAUGUAUGUCAGUGGCUAAGGCGUUCCAGCGGUUUUAAUUUAAGUGGGACACGGGUAUCCUCAACGGGCGCGGGUUUUAAUCUGUGCAAUGUGCGAGGAUUGAAUGAAUAAUACAUGUUUUCACCGUAUUCAUACUUCGUAUAUCGCUUCAUCUUGAAGACGUUUAUCUUGCAUCGUCAAAGUCGUAUUUUCUGUCUACGUCAUCUCAAACCCCAUAUUGCUAGUGCAUAAAUAGUUAUAUCUCGUGGUAUUUCGGAAAAUGUUGAGGUUGUUAUGUGAAUUGCUGUGUGUUCUUUCUGAUAUACAUGCACUUUCUUUCUUUCGAAUCUCAUCUUCUAUUUGCAACCUAAACCAAUCGGAAUAAUUCUAUUACAUCGAGUUAUGUGGAGUGCAGUUUAGGGUGCAUUAAGUCAUGAUGUGAUUUCAUCAGGAUUUGAGGGUCUGAUCUUUUGUUCGUUGGUGGAUGUCACCAAGAGAACUUUUCACUUUGUGUACCUUGAGGGACUUUUGUUGAUAAGUGUAUUCGGGCUGGAAGUUGCUGUUCUUCGGCGAGAAACAAGAGGACAUUUUCAAGGUUGUCGGCGUAAUUGUUUCUUUGGAAGUUCAUUAACUGUUUCUUGCAUGGCUACUGUGUUUGUGAAGGCCGAAUAGGGCCAUCAUUACUGUUUUAGGUCAGCUAUCGAAGGAUUCUUUCAAUGUGAUAUUUAGGAUAUUGAAGCAUUACAUGCAGCACGUAUUUAAGAUAAAAAGAAGAUGAGGCUUUUGAAUUAAUGGGUCGUCACGCUGGAGAACCCGGGUCGAACUUCCUUGAAGCUGCAAAGGAGAGAAUGGCCAGCCCUAACUUCUGCAAGUUUCCUCCGUUUCCUAGCUUAGCAAGCAGUUCGCCAAGUGAUUCUUGCGAUGAAUUGUACGAAGGAUACAACGACUAUGAUCCCCAGCUACAUCAUACUUAUACGGGUCCGCAAAGCCAGAUUGGAUCAUUUGGAGAGGGUCUUGGAAGCAAGACGGAUACAACUGGGAUUUAUGACCACGGAUUGGCAUACAGCCGAUCGUCGUCCGCAUCUGACGUUCAGGGACAAAAGCUGGAUCCUUUCGCCAAGACCUUGACUGCAGGCACAACAGCGUCGAUGAUAUGGCGGCCUCCCAGUACCUGCGUGAGCAGCCGGGCGCAACACAGUCCCUUCUUCUUCACGGAUUCUUCGCGACCUAUGACUGCUAUUCGUGCCGCAGGCUACUCAUCUAGAGGAAGCAAGUUUGAUCCUAUGAACCAGGGCGCCCCAAUCUCGACGUCUGGAUCACAGAAGAAAGAGGAGGCCAAUCCUGAGUAUCAAUGUCGAGAAAUAGAGCGAGCGGUAAACCAGCUGCUUGAAGCGAGUGCGGCCGCUGGCCUUGCUGGGGAUUUUCAAACAGCUCUUCAGAAAGCUAAGGAAGCAGGCAAAAAAGAUAGGGCUUUGUGUCGAACCAGGGAGCAGGCAGGGUUGGCUGAUCAAAUGAAUAUGGAGCUCACUUUUGCUGUUUGCUUCAACCUAGGAUACCAAUAUCAAUGUGGUGGUCUGCAGUCAGAAGCUUUGAAUACUUACACUCAAAUUAUGAAAAAUAAGCAGUUCACCCAUCUCGGUAGAUUGAAGGUAAACAUGGGGAACAUUUACUACAAGCAGAAGAAUUUUCCAUUGGCUGUUAAGAUGUAUCGCAUGGCUCUUGAUCUAACUCCCAGUGCUUACAAAGAGACUCGCUAUAGCAUCUUACGAAAUAUUGGCAAUGCCUUGAUGCGAUUAGGCAAAUAUCAGGAUGCAGUCCAAGCUUUCGAGUUAGUAAUGGAGAACAAGGUUGACCAUCAGACUACUUACAAUCUCAUAGUUUGCUACUACGUCCUCGAAAACACAGAGCAGAUGAAGAACUGCUUCACAAAAAUGCUGCUUGUGAAGUACUAUGACUCUGAUUCUGAUGACGAAAAUGAUGAUGAGAACUCCGUUUUGCGGAAUAACGAGCUACGGGAAGAGUUAAGGACAAAGCAAAAUCAGGCCUUGAAAUACAUCUCAACUGCAGCAAGACUCAUCGCACCUGUGCUGUAUCACAACUUUGUGGAAGGGUAUGAUUGGGUUGUAGAGGGAUUGAAAGAUCAACAGUAUGCUGCGCUGGCAAAUGAGAUGGAAUUGGAAAAGGCUAUCCAGCAUCUGCAUCGGCGAGACUUUACCCAGGCUAUAGUGCUCCUGAAGGAUUUUGAGAAGAAAGAAAAGGACUUGAAAGCCCGUGCAGCAACCAACUUAUCUUUUCUAUAUUUCUUGGAGGGAGACAUUUCCAAUGCUGAGAAGCAUGCAGAGGUUGCUGUAAAAACCAACCGGUAUAAUGCACAGGCGCUUGUAAACCAAGGCAACUGCUUGUACAGCCGGGGGCGCGUGGAGGAAGCUAAGGCAGUGUAUCAGGAGGCAGCAGAAGUAGAACUUGAUUGUGUUGAGGCAGUCUAUAAUCUUGGACUUUGCCACAAGAGACUUGGUGCUCUAGGAGAUGCCCUAUCUACCUUCAAGAAACUCAGCAACUCCAUACCCAACAGCAUCGAAGUCUUGUUCCAGGUUGGAGAUGUUAACGGGCUGAUGGGGAAUAUCAAGCAAGCUAUAAAGUGCCUAGAGAUUGUUAACACACGGACCAUGCACGAUCCAGGAGUUCUAGCAAUGUUAGGUCGCCUGCAUGCCAAAUGUGAUGAUGAACCCAAGGCGUUAUAUUACUACAGUGAGUCCCAUAGGGUAUAUCCCGCUAACAUGGACAUUACGUCGUGGCUGGGUGCCUACUAUGUGAAGAAUGAAGUUUACGAGAAAGCCAUGCCCUUCUUUGAUCUUGCGUCGAAGCUUCAACCAACUGAGAUCAAGUGGCAGUUGAUGGUUGCGUCAUGCCACAGGCGAACAGGUGCCCACACUGAAGCUUUGGCAAAGUACAAGGCGAUUCUCUCAAAACAUCCGGACAACACGGAGUGUUUGAGGUAUUUGCUGCACAUGUGCACGGGCCUUGGCAGGAGGGAUGAAGUGCGGACCUAUGAGGCCCAACUGAGAAAGGCAGAGAUGGAGUUGGCUUCUGAAUCCAGAUCUCAUCUGCUCAGAUUAGAAUCUGCCAAUGAAGUGCCCUUAAGGUUUAUUGAGUUUCGAGGCGAGUCUCGACACAGCACAAGGGACGACACGUAUCUUUCACCCAGAUCAUCAGAGUCUCCAGGAUCGUCCUUGUUUGGAUCUAGAGUUUUCAACUCAAACUUGUUCACUUCGUCUUCCGUGUCCUCGUCUCCCUUACCACAGAAGACCUUGCGUGGCUCCACAAAGAAGAAACCACCAGGCCAGCGGGAGGAAGAAGUCUGGCCAGAGCUUGGAGACGACCUCUUGCCCAUGUAGCUCCUUGUACAUUCAUCAGUAAGUGUUGAUUGCUUCGAUCUAAUUCAAACAACUGGAAGAAGGUUUUUGGAUCAGACGAAGCUGGAGUUGAGACCGGUCAUCCUUCAACCUUCUCUUGUUCUUUUUUUUUUAUACUAAUGUAUCCUGGGAGAUUAUGCUCGAAGUCCGGGGCGUUCUGAAACGAUUCCAAAACAAUUCUGUCCAGGCUAGUCUACAAUGCAUCAUGUUCGUUGCCUUGGUGAAUGUCUCAGCACCGCAGGUGGUCAAAAUGAUGUCAUGUCGCGGCUCAUCUUAUCUAAACGAACAAUGUUACAUGGGUUUGUGAAAACCAUACCCAAAAACACCUGUCUUAACGUCCCAACACAGAUGUGAGUGAUUUUUAGACCCUGAAAGAUUACAAGAAAGGACAUAUGAGUCCAAGAUGAUGAGAAUUAGCUGGCCGGUUCAGUUGCUUCUUUGGCAACGCAGCAGCAGCAGCAUGAUAAGUAAAGCUUCUGUGGAUAAAGGGAAAGUGGUGCAUAUGGACCCACAUCCUCAAACUGAACUUAGUCUGGGGUGGAAGAAAGUGUGAUGGAAUGGAGUAUGCAAUCCAAGCAGCAAGUCAAACAAAGCUCUUCACCAUUUCAACAAGUCCUGUAGAUGCAUGUGGUGCAAGUGAGAUUUGUUUUAAGAGUAGGUGAACAGACCCACAUCCGUUUCCUCAGGUUUGCGGUAGCUUCACCUCAAAAGGUGGCUUUUACAAAAGUUAGAGAAAUUUUGUUUAAAUUACUAGAAAUAAUUGUUGACAAUAAGAAAUAAUUCUUUUUAUGUGUAUUACAAUUGUCAAAAUCAAGAUAUGAGUUAACAUAUUCAAACUUAUAAUAUAAAAAAUUAUGUGAUUCACGUU